Messenger RNA from Pollicipes pollicipes, 987 nucleotides. RefSeq lists its product as uncharacterized. The annotation marks the transcript as partial. The record is from RefSeq and is a predicted model, not a curated record. The transcript has 4 exons. Lineage: Eukaryota; Metazoa; Arthropoda; Thecostraca; Pollicipedomorpha; Pollicipedidae.
GGUACCAGGCGACCUGCCGCACACGGAGGACGGUGCGGGUCCGGACGGGGUACCGAGCGACCUGCCGCACGCGGAGGACGGUGCGGGUCCGGACAGGGUACCGGGCGACCUGCCGCGCACGGAGGACGGUGCGGGUCCGGACGGGGUACCGAGCGACCUGCCGCACGCCGAGGACGGUGUGGGUCCGGACAGGGUACCGGGCGACCUGCCGCACACGGAGGACGGUGCGGGUCCGGACAGGGUACCGGGCGACCUGCCGCACACGGGGGACGGUGCGGGUCCGGACAGCGUGCCGGGCGACCUGCCGCACACGGAGGACGGUGCGGGUCCGGACAGUCUGCUGCGUCAGGAGCCAGAGCGCCGCGUCGCCUCGCUGGAGCGCAUCAGAACACUGCCCUACCUGCAGUACGUCGACUUCGACGCGGUUUACAGCAAGCAGAUACCGGUGCCCUUUAUACCGCCGAGAAACUCGCUGAACUGCGAUCCGACCUACGAGCUGGAGGAGAUGAUCAUCGAGUCCAGACCGCUGCACAAGAAGAAGAAGCGCCUCCUGAAGCAGCGGUCCGUGCGGGAGGGCCUGGGUCAGCAGGCGGAACAGACGGAGGACCCGCUUCAGCAGCGGCUGCAGACGGUGGCCGGUGACUUCUUCGUCUACGACCGCGAGAAGGAGCUGGCGCAGCGGCAGCGCGACCGACUGGAGGAGGCCUGGGAGCGCGAGCUGGCCGAGAGCAUGCAGCAGUCGUCGCCCAUCUCGCAGGUGGACAGCGCGGUCAUCGAGCGAAUCCGCGCCGACCUGCUGAGCGAAGGGCGUCGUCUGACCGAGGCCGAGCGCGCCGCCGGCAGCAGGACCGUGCAGGCGUUGCAGGACAUGCAACUGGGACGGCCGGCGGCCGCCGAGGCGACGGCGUCCGCCAGCAGUCACAUCAGCACGCCCGCGCGCCGCCGCACCCGCCUCCAGCACCAGAUGACCGUCACCUAGACGGGUCA